GACGAAUCGCUCCUGUAGCAAGAAACAACUAGCCCAGGUAGCAGGCAUAAGUCAGAUUAUGCGUCGUGGUUCUCCGUCUCGUUUCACAAUUUUUUUUUGAACGACAAACUCAAUGCGGUUAGCGAGUUGCUUAGUCCGGUGUGCUUCUGAUUCCAUCUUACGAAGUUUCGUUUUCCUCGCAUUGUCGCCGUGGUAGCCAUAUCCGCUUCGGUGAUAGCAGCAACAAUGAUGCGCGCCGGCCCUGGAGCCGCCCCGGUUCCGAUUUCCCUCUUGAGGAGGUCAGGGGAGGUCCGAGAGGUUCUGGUGGACAAACACAACAUUCCCCUACGUCCUGGCACUGAUGAAGUUUACGUGCCGCACCUGCGAAAAGUGAUCCACGAUCAGCUGAAGCAAGAAGACGCAACGUCUGCACCGUGGCACUGGUCUUGUGUCAGCCUGGACAGAGUCGUGAGUUCGGCGACGGGAGAAGACGCAGUACUGGAGCGCAAUCCGCUGACGAUCAAAUUUCGGGAGUUAAUCCCUGCGGCAGGAGCCGCCGAUAUCUCGGUACAAAGGAUUCGUGUGUAAAUCUUGACCCACAUGCCAUUGAUUACUUAGUUAUUGUACAUCGCUCGAAGUGCAGAUAUGGUGGGCGAGGCGUCGAAUCACGUUGAUAAUGCAAAGAAAUGUGCUCUCGUACCACCCCAACGAAAUUAUCACCUUGCAUUCGUGCGUCAAUGUAUAUCACAGCAAAUUCUCAGAAAAGCACGACGAGACAAAACAUUCAAAUAUCAGGAUGCAAUGGACGUCAUUGGGGGUGAAGGAUCUCAGCAUGGCUCCGGGCGGUUGCAAUUCGAAGUCAGCGAUGCCAUUUCUGGGCCCAGCGAUAGCCCGACACUAAAAGAACCACCAUGGGAGAUUUUACCCCUUGGAAAAUACCUGCUGUUUAGAAACCCGUCGUAUUUUCGGGAUUGCCUCAGUUUGGGCGAAAUCGAAAAUCUAAAACUGGAAUGUCGUGGCACUUUCAUGGACAAAAAUACAAAAGCUCAAUGGACUGACGAAUGGCCAGCAGAAAAGCAAAAGAAGUUCUUCGGCUUCCUGGCGGCCAACUCCAAACGCCCGAACCCGUGCGCGCUGCUUUUUGCCGCGGUAAAGCGUUUUGCAAUCUUCCUCCACGCCUCCGAGGACGGUGCCGAUGCCCACGAGCAUUUUAAUGAGGACGCAAUCCAGAACGGCUUCGGAGAAUUCUUUCGGCAUGCUCCGCAGCUGGAGGAGCUCGAAGUUUAUUGGAAUGGAAAGACGGGGCAGACCCUCGAAGCGUUAGUGUGGCAGCCGUUAGCCCAGAACGACCACGCUGCAGCCACGCUGAAGAAACUCUUCGUCGUCGGCGGAAAUUUACGGGGCAUUGGUGGUGCUUUGAUGAAGCUUCGAGGCUUGCAGGACCUUGUCGUGGUCGACGCUGAGUCUGACGAGGAAACUCUCCAGGCACCUCGCUGGGAAAUCCGAAACGGAUUGACUAGCAAGUCACCAGACGCUUACGCGCAACCAUUGAUCGAUGAGGGGCUCGACGAAAUACGUGAAUAUCUGAAAACCGACAGCAGCAAGUCUUUGAGCACUCUCACGCUCACUCCGGCGGUCUUGGCCAGAAUGCGCGAUGAUAUUGCGGAGUCCACGGCCCCUAUCCAGCGGUUCCGCAUCUGGGGUGUUCAUGACGCCGAUGUUUUCCAGCAGGCCGUCGAAGAUUUGAAGUUCAUUCUGUUGAAUAAACCCGAUGCCCAGGGAAUCGACCUCUGGUUCAUGGUCGACCAGAACCUCGUGCUGUACGUGGAAUUGAUGCAAGCAUUUUUUACCGAAAAGAACAUCCCGCUCCUACAGAAACUCGGCGUCGUGCGGUUUUCCUUUCCGGAUGACAAAUUAAACAAACUUCAAACCGACUGGUUGGAUACGUACAAAACACUAGAAUUUCUCGUCGAGUUCUUUCGCGAGCAUGCAGAUCUACCUUUUCGACUCGACCUGCAGGACGAUGAGGACGACAAACGAAAGUACCUGGCUCAGGUAGAUCCGAUCCUCGCGCAGUUAAAAAAAAACAAGAAAACAGACCUUGAUCAGCGUGCCUUUGCAUGAUUAGCCUUCCGAUUUCUCGUCACACCCUUUUGCCAUAGUUUCUGACUCUGGGAAGAAGACAAUUAUCUUGUGUGGCGAUGCGUGGCUCCUCGACGAGCUUGCGGCUGGACUUGCAUGCUGUAUCAGUUCCGAGUCAACAUAUCUUGAUGACGAUGUCAUGAUGAUGGUGAAAAUGAACAGGCAUAGGGCAUAAGAGAAGCUGACGGUGGUGCAAAUUUCUCUUGUUCCAUAGUGCCGCUUCGUGGAACAAACGGAGUGUGAGCCCUUUCCCGCGUCGCAUCUUGUCCAUUAUGGUUGGUGACGGAUGGCGAUAGAGAGAUUUGUGCGCUUGCCCGACGUGCACACAUCGUACCGCUUGUGAACAGGCGUUUGGUACUACUUUGAAGCAGAACUACAUACCCACCUGCUUUACCUAAAUGGCCGUUUUUGAAUUUUGCUUAUUGUCUUUUUUUCCCGCGGAUAGAUACCCACAGCCGAAAGUCAUCAACUUCCCGAGAUAUUAGAUAUUGCGACUUCUCCGAACAAAUGUUUCAAGAAAAGAAACAAUCCUUGAUCUCUUUGCGCUUUCGGAAGCAUGCGUUGCCUGUCGACAACGCUUCCAAAAGUGGAAUUUGGACAAUGAAACUCGAAGGACCUAUUCUUGGAUGCGAGGGCAAUUUUGGCAGCCUGAGAUUUGUCGG
Messenger RNA from Amoebophrya sp. A120, 2783 nucleotides. The record is from the annotation of a GenBank genome assembly. NCBI's taxonomy places the organism in Eukaryota, Dinophyceae, Syndiniales, Amoebophryaceae.